Messenger RNA from Ornithodoros turicata, 666 nucleotides. RefSeq lists its product as uncharacterized. The transcript has a single exon. Bases 1 to 666 code for a protein of 221 amino acids. NCBI's taxonomy places the organism in Eukaryota, Metazoa, Arthropoda, Arachnida, Ixodida, Argasidae. The record is from RefSeq and is a predicted model, not a curated record.
AUGACCGCAGUCAAUGUACUAAAAGUGUCGCUUGGGUGUGAACUAGAAGACGAACAAUUAAGAGCAUUCCGGGGCGAAGAGACGCAGGAACAUAGGGAUUUUACAACCGAAGAUGAUGAGAGACUAAUGGAGUUUGUCAGGAAUCUUCAAAAGCUCAACAAUCGAUAUGCAGUCAGACUUACAUGGAAGCACGAGGUCAAUCUGGAGGAUAAUUAUUACUUGGCCCACAAACACCUAUUGCAGCUAACAAAGAGGCUACGGAAGGACACAACCCUAUUGGAAAGGUAUGACAAAGCCAUCAGGGAAUAUUUGUCGUCGGGUGUAGCAGAGAAGGUCAAGGCAGGUCAAAGUAACGGUGAAUUCGUAUACUACAUGCCACACCAGGCUGUCAUUCGGGAAGACAGCACAACCACCAAGAUCAGGAUCGCCUUCGACGCUUUAUCAGCUGAGACACCCGGGAUAUCUGUAAACGACUGUUUGGAUGCAGGGCCGAACCUUGUCCCCGAUAUAGUCUUGGUUCUUCUCAACUUCAGAACGCACAAAGUAGCACUUGUUGCAAACGUGAAACAGGCGUUCCUGCAGAUUAUCAUACAAGAAGAAGACAGAGAUGCACUUCGUAUGCUGUAUGCUUUGGUGGGAGCACAUACCAUAUACUACGGAAAAUAA